GAAAUCUAUUUGUUUUAUACAAGUAUAUUAAUAAUAAUUUAUUUGAAGUGUCAAAUUAUAUUAACUAACCAUGGUUAAUAUUAACCUUAUUGUUUUUUCAGUAGUACUGUGUAUAGGACUCACACAUUGUGUAAAAGACUCAAAAGUGGUUUGUUUUUACGAGAGUUGGUUUGCCUAUCCUAGUCAUGGCCAUGGCGCAAUGAGUGUAAAAGAUAUCGCAUGCACACAUUUAGUUUAUGGCUACGUUGGUGUAGAUACCGGCGCUGAUAUUAAGAUUCUCGAUGACACCUUGUUCGACCAGUUACCUAAAGUGAAGGGCACCGACAAGUCACUGGUAGCCAUCGGUGGGUUUAGUCACGCCAUAGAAAUCGUGGCCGCACUCGACAACCCCUCCCUAUUUUCGAGGAACGUAAUGGCGUUCCUUAAGAAAUACAGUUUCGAUGGCAUUGUACUCGAGUUCACCAACGGCUGGUCCGUCGACUAUAUGGAUAAAUACAUCAAAUUGGUGUCUGUGCUCCGGGAGGACUUCAAAACUAGUGGAUUUGUGUUGGGCUCAGUGCUGGCCGCCCAGCUCCCUGGUUACGAAAUUAAAAAAGUGAUCCAACAAGUUGACUUUAUUUCCGUGAACACCUUUGACUACAAUGGCCCCUGGCAUGAAACUCCCCCGCAAACCCCAACUGGACAUAUUGCCUCGUUGAUUGAUAUUAAAGCAUCCAUGACAAUAUGGGCUGACCAAAUUGACAAAGAUCAAAUGAGCAAACUAUUGAUCUCACUCCCAUUUUUUGGCCACACCUGGAAACUCGCUGACCCUACUGACCACGAUGUCGGUGCCAAAGCCAGUGACAAAGGCCCUGGUCAACCAUUUACCAACACAACCGAAGGUGGUUUUACUAAAGUGGACGACAAGGAAGCCUGUUCAGUUUACUUUUAUAAAGAUGAUCUAUGGAUUACCAUUGAGAUCGAGGACACCGUUAAGGUUAAGGCCAAUUGGGCCACGACUGAGGGUUUCGGAGGGGUUACCGUUAGGGCCAUAAAUUACGACGACUUUAACGGUUACGUCACCAGUAAAAAACAUCCCCUCCUCACGGCUGUUAAUGAGGGUAUUAACAGAAACUAA
Messenger RNA from Oppiella nova, 1117 nucleotides. The record is from the annotation of a GenBank genome assembly. NCBI's taxonomy places the organism in Eukaryota, Metazoa, Arthropoda, Arachnida, Sarcoptiformes, Oppiidae.